CAUUCGUGCUGAGCUGAUCUGAUCAGUUUUAAGAGUAUCUCGGCCAAAGAAAGCCAAACUCUCUCUCUCUUGCUUUUGUCUUUAGCUUUCUGCCGGAAUGGAGGGACCUUGAAAAAUUCUCUGCCUUGAAAAAUUCCUCUCUGCUUUGCGUUUCCUGCUUUACCUACAGUUUCUUCUUCCUCGCACCUCCUAAUCUUCAUUCUCUUCAAGCUGUUUCGUUUGCACUGUUCGUUUGUGAUUACUGGUCUUCAGAUUUAAACACAGACGCUGGAAUUUCAGACUUAAUGUCUCCACCGGUGCUGGGGGUCGAAGGGCAGAGUCAGUAUAACGUAGCUUUGAUGGCUUCCUCGUCGUCUUCAGUCUGUAUUUCGCAGAGUGGCUCAGGUUUGAAAGAACGUAACUACUUGGGAUUAUCUGAUUGUUCUUCACAAGACAGCUCAAAUGUGCCUGACGAAAACAAGAGCAAUCUGAAUCUCAAGGCCACUGAAUUGCGCCUCGGCCUUCCGGGAUCGCAAUCCCCCGGUCGGGACUCGGCCGACUAUUCGAGGGUAAUGCUCGGAGAGAAGCAGCUCUUUCCAUUGGCUCCCUCCAAGGAAGGAAUUUGCACUCUGACCCAGAAGACUGCUGCUUCUGGAAACAAGCGAGGAUUUUCCGACACCGUCGAUGGAUUCUUGGAAUCGAAAAGCACCAAUGUAUUUUCCGGUAAUGGAAAUCUGGCAGCAAUCAAGACGACGGAUGCUCCGGCGAAGGCGUCGCAAGAAAUUAAUAACAAAACGAAUGGAUCGAAUACUAAUAGUCCGUCUGCUGCUAAGGCCCAGGUAGUCGGUUGGCCUCCGAUUAGAUCGUACAGGAAGAACACUCUUGCCACGUCGUCGAAGAACAAUAAUGAAGUCAAUGGCAAGCUGUGUCCCGGCGUUCUUUUUGUUAAAGUUAGCAUGGAUGGAGCUCCUUACCUGAGAAAAGUGGAUCUUAGGACAUACUCGACGUACCAAGAACUGUCAUCGGCUCUUGAGAAAAUGUUCAGCUGUUUUACUAUAGGACAAUGUGGGCCCCAAGGAGGUCCGAGCCGGGAAAUGCUCAGCGAGAGUAAGUUGAGGGAUCUUCUUCAUGGAUCAGAAUAUGUCCUGACGUACGAGGAUAAGGAUGGCGAUUGGAUGCUUGUCGGAGAUGUUCCAUGGGAGAUGUUCAUUGCCUCCUGUAAAAGGCUGAAAAUUAUGAAAGGAGCUGAUGCAAUUGGAUUGGCUCCAAGAGUCGUGGAAAAAUCCAAAAAUGCGAACUAGCUUUCUGAUGGUUUAGCUGACAGGAGUGAUCGCCCCGCGGAAUGAACACAAAAGCAGAUUCAAGCGUUGUCAUUUUGUUCUUCGGUGCGCCCGCACCGGCUAAUGUCAGACUUUUUAAAUUUCUUUCAUGUUUGUUGAUCUUCAGAGUGUCUAAUGUCUGUUUUUUUUUUUUUUUUGGUUUGUUGAUGAUCUAUUUUCAGCUUGUGCUAUAGUUGUAAUACAUGUUUGUGAAGUGCAUACAUGACUUCCUCAGACCAAUCUAUUUUGUAUGAAUUAAUGAAUGUGUGUUGUCUUA
Andrographis paniculata is the source of this 1575-nucleotide messenger RNA. Its product is annotated as auxin-responsive protein IAA9. The transcript is spliced from 6 exons. Gene Ontology annotation, molecular function: protein binding. The coding region runs from base 285 to 1280 and encodes 331 amino acids. Lineage: Eukaryota; Viridiplantae; Streptophyta; Magnoliopsida; Lamiales; Acanthaceae. Gene Ontology annotation, biological process: regulation of DNA-templated transcription. The record is from RefSeq and is a predicted model, not a curated record. Gene Ontology annotation, cellular component: nucleus.